Lagopus muta (rock ptarmigan) is the source of this 11913-nucleotide messenger RNA. It is a transcript of the gene POC1A, whose product is annotated as POC1 centriolar protein A. Gene Ontology annotation, cellular component: ciliary basal body; centriole. The record is from RefSeq and is a predicted model, not a curated record. Gene Ontology annotation, biological process: cilium assembly. The transcript is spliced from 11 exons. Gene Ontology annotation, molecular function: protein binding. NCBI's taxonomy places the organism in Eukaryota, Metazoa, Chordata, Aves, Galliformes, Phasianidae. Bases 105 to 1274 code for a protein of 389 amino acids.
UGCCGCCGGAGGGCGCUCCACCGCGCGCCUGCGACCGCGCGCAGCUGCGUUACUACGGGGGCCGGAAGGAGCGGAAAACAAACGGCAGCGCGCGGAAGGGCGGCAUGGCUGCUGGCGGAGCGGAUGAUCCGUCCCUAGAGAGGCAUUUCAAAGGCCACAGAGAUGCUAUCACUAGUGUGGACUUCAGUCUCAAUAAGAAACAAUUGGCGAGUGGCUCAAUGGAUUCAUGCCUGAUGAUCUGGAGUAUGAAACCUCAGAUGAGAGCCUAUCGCCUUGUGGGCCACAAAGAUGCAGUGAUGUGUGUUCAGUUUUCCCCUUCUGGCCACCUCGUAGCUUCGGGCUCCAGAGACAAAACUGUCUGCUUAUGGGUUCCCAGUGCCAAAGGAGAAUCUACUGUGUUCAAGGCUCACACAGCAACUGUGAGAAGCGUUCAUUUCUCCAGCGAUGGCCAGUCCUUAGUUACAGCUUCUGAUGACAAAACAAUCAAAGUGUGGACAGUUCACAGGCAGAAGUUUUUGUUCUCACUCAGUCAACACAUAAAUUGGGUUCGUUGUGCCAGAUUCUCUCCUGAUGGACGACUAAUAGCAUCAGCCAGCGAUGAUAAAACUGUCAAACUGUGGGAUAAAACUAGCAGAGAAUGUAUACAUUCCUUUUGUGAGCAUGGGGGGUUUGCAAAUCACGUGGAGUUUCAUGGCAGUGGUACGUGCAUUGCUGCAGCUGGUACAGAUAACACAGUGAAGGUGUGGGAUGUUAGGAUGAACAGACUCCUCCAACAUUAUCAAGUGCACUCUGCUGCAGUGAACAGUCUGUCCUUUCACCCCUCUGGGAAUUACCUGAUUACUGCUUCCAAUGAUUCAACUCUCAAAAUUCUGGACUUGCUCGAAGGAAGACUUCUGUAUACUCUUCAUGGUCACCAGGGUCCAGCCACCUGCGUAGCAUUCUCCAGAACUGGAGACUUCUUUGCCUCUGGAGGAUCUGAUGAGCAGGUGAUGGUAUGGAAGACUAAUUUCAAUGCAGCAGAUUACGGCGAAGUUCUGAAAUCUCACAAGUCUGGUGCUGAUGUGGAUGGGACCCAUCACAGUCUGCCAUCAGAAAUGGAUUGUGGUGUUCAUCUUAAGAAAACAAAAUCUCAGGAUACUGGUAGGAACCAUGAACGGCCAGAGGAGGAUGUCCAUAUUGCAGAUACCUUGGAACAUAUUAUAGGACAGCUGGAUGUUCUGACUCAGGGAUGUGAGAAGUGGGGAGAAGGCAUGGGGUGGUGUAAACACCAUUGAUCUGCAGAGCACAACGUCAUCAGAAGGAAGAAAACUGCAUGGGAGUUCUUUUCUGUGAGUUGGAAUGUUGUUUCUGGGGAAGAGCAAGCAGAUGUUUAACACUGAAUAUUGAACACUUGAGUUACUGGUUUGAGUUGGCUCUUUUUUCUUCAGAGAAGUACGUGUUAUCCACAAAGAAGUUUAGGAUGAUGCACUGGAGUACCCAACAAGUACUGAAGCACAGCUGAUUUGGGGAUAUAAAGCAUUGUAGGACUACAGGCAGUCUAAAAUAGAGUGAAAGCCAAAAGAUAUUGAAAUUCGUUUGGCAGAAGUGCAAGAAAACACUUUUCUAUAGUCUUUAGAAUCUUCACUGGAGGGAGAAAGCUCUUCUAUGACAUUGGUUCUGUGUUUUUAUGAUAAAGUACAACCUAGUACAUGCACAAAAUAUCUUACUGUUUUUGUCUCUGUAGUAAGUUUGGAUUGUGAUAUUCAUCUUUAAUUAAACAAAUCAGAUCCAUGGUCCUGAUGAAGUUUGUGUAAUGUCUUCUUUUCAACUUCAUAGGUACUUAGAGGGAGCAAAUAUUGCAGUAUGUGGGGUUUAAACUAGAUAAAAGCAAUGCAGACAUCUCUGCAAGUCGUUGCAUAACUGAAAAAAAAAUAAAUCAAAAUGCUAUUUUAAACCUAGCAAAAAGAGAGUGAAGUGGAGAUCACUGGGGGAGGAAUGAAUUAGGAGGUUUUAGGAUAACGUUGAAACUAGCCCUGAAAUUAUAGUGUAAGGAAAAAAAAAAGAAAAAAAAAGAAAAAAAAAAAAAGUAGAAGCUGCUUUGAGUAAUUGUGCAUUCAGCAACCUUUCAGCUGUAGUUUUUUGCCAUCUGUACAGUACUUUGUUAUCCUUUGAUUCUAGUCUCUUGUAUUUUGUUUUAACACCAUGCGUAUGCACAAGUAAAUGUACCCAACGUGUUGUUCACAUGGUUUCAUAAUUCUUCAUUAUAAUUGUAACGUUGUAAUAUUUAGAAGUGAAACAAGUCUGCACAAAACUGUCAAGCUUAUGCAAAUGAACGUGGAAGAAUCCCUUGUGUUUGGAGUAGGAGAGGAGAUUCCUGAAGGAGGAGGAGCACAGGUGCAGUUAGCAGGGCAAAGAAACAGAAGGUAACAAAAAGGAACCUGCUUGUGGAGCUGCACUUUUUUUCCUUCUCCUUAUGGGCAUGCUGUGCAGGUGAGUUACAACAGCAGGGAGCACAGAGCCCUCGAAGGCACCUUUAUCACCUCUUUCAAUCUUUUAUCACCUGGUCAGUGCCAAUUAAGUGUUGUCCAGGAGGGACCACAACAUGCUGGUUGCUAGCUGAGAUCUGCAGAGGAGACAGCAGCAGUGACUGUUGGAUGGUUGUCUUUGUUGGCUGUUCCUUUCAGAGCCUGACAGAGCAUUGCUUCCUGCACAUUGCAGGCUCAAGCUAAUGCAUAUUUUUACAGUUUCUCCAGCUUUGGAGUUGGUGACUUCUUUCUGUGAAAGGACACCACUGCUUCUUUUAAAAAAUGCUUUCACAAAUAAACAGCAAAAAGUCUUUGUGAAGAAAUAAGGCAUCACAGGCUUCAUCAUUUUUCUCCCUUCAAGAAAGGCUGAGGCUAUACCAGUAGUCUCCCAGUGCUCUGUUAAAAGUCAUUGCUACAUAAUGCCUGAGCAUUGCUCACUUAAAGAUAACACUAACAGCAUCAGUGGGUUGAUAUUUUGAAGCUGUUUUCUUAGCUGAAGAGAAAGGACAGGCACACCUCACCAGCACCCCAAAAAUAUUUCCAGGCAUUUUCUAUUGAUGUAGCUAUCCAUGAGUUCACCAAGAAUUUUGGGUUGGUUGGCGGUGCGGGAGCUUGGGUGCGUUUCUGUUGUGACACCUUGAGUUCCUGCUCUCUGUGCUUAUCAGAGUUUCCAGCACUGUAUCAAUUUAGUGUGGGGGGAACUUGAAGUUGUGAUAAACUACUCUGCAAAAAUAUGCAAACGUAAAAUUAAUCUGUUGAGUCUGUCGUUUUUGUAGCAUUUCCUUAGCUAUCAUUUCAAGGUUUAUUGCGGUAAAGAGAGGGAAGGAGAAAAAUUGUCUGCUAAAAGUGGUAAUAGCAAGAAAUCAUCUGAGCACUGUCAUCUCCUGCUGGCACACAGCUUCGUUCUGCGCCACACGCUUGAAGCUGCAUUGUCUGCUGCUCAUCCAUUACCAACGCCUUCACUCUGUUGCUAAUAGAUCUCUGGAUGGAGUGUCAUGCACUUGAAGACAGCAGAAUUGUUUUUGUUCUAUUUAAGAGGUGUCUUCCUGCCAGCCACCAAAUGAAAGUAGAAACACUGAAGCAGUAAGGCAUUAGUGCACAGCAGGAUGCAUGGAACAGGCUUGUUUCUUCACUUGGCACUUCUCAUCAGAUUUCUCUAAUAAGAGCAGAGGAAACUGGUGUCUGUUGCUUCAACAUGGAGCAGUUGCUGUUACAACUAAUAGAUGUGCUUCCUUUUUAUGUUGUGAAAUUCUGACUGUGAUAUCACUGCAUCAGUGGACAAGGGAAGAGCCACUCAUGUCAUCUAACUCGACUUCAUUGAGGCCUUUGACACGGUGCCCCACAAAACCCUUCUCUCCAAACUGGGGAGAUGUGGGUUUGAUGGGCAGAAUCUUCAAUGAAUGAAGAACUGGUGCAGGGUUGAGUCCAGAGGGUGGCAGUCAGUGUCCAGAUGGAGAUCAGUGAUGUCUCCCAAGGGUCGGUGCUGGGGCUGAUGCUCUUUAAUGUCUUCAUCAGUGACAUCAACUGUGGGGCUGAGGGCACCCUCAGCAAGUUUGCUGAUGACACCAAGCUGUGGGGUGUGUUCAGUACAGCACAGGGAGGGAAGGGAUGCUAUCAGAGGGGCGAGACAGGCUUGAGCAGUGGGCCCAGAUGAACCUCAGGAGGUUCAACAAAUCAAAUGUAAGAUCUGCACCUGGGUUGAGGUGACCCUCAUUACCAAUACAAGCUGGGGGGAUGAUGGCUUUAAGAGGUCCCUUCCAAAUCCAAGGAUUCUGUGGUUCUGUGAUUUUAUUCUUAAAUGUCUUGACAGCAUCCUUUCAGUAUGGUUUAAUAAAACCUUUAUCUUUUCCUCUUCACCAGCAAGCUGUGUUUUUGUUUUAAGUAAGAAAGUGGUCUAACGUGACCUGACAGCAGCUCCAUAUUUUUUUCUAAACAUGUCUGUAGACAGUAUUUCACAUGAAAAUAAAGAAGUUAGUCUUUGACUGCCUCUUUCAGGUGAGUAGCACAUGCUCGAUAGUCUUGCUAUCUUGAAAUACGAUGUGAAGUCAUUUGCAUUAGUUGUUGGCUUACUGAGAGAUGCCCUGGUGCCCUUCUGUAGCAAAGUGGGCAGUUCAAAUCCAGUAACAAGAAGAAGGGGAUGGGAGUGAUGAGCAUGCAUCAUGUAAGCCUUGCUCCUCCCUCCCCUGCAGUUUUGUAUCUUGCCAGUGUCUAAACAAUUUAUUAAAAUCCUCUUAUUUACUGUUAUUUCAGAGAUGUGAAAAUGAGGAAAGAGGUUUUUGUCUGUUUACAACUGAAGGCUGGAUCUCAGUAUCUCAGUGUGUAUCCAAAGGGGUGGGAAUGAAGAUUAAAGGUGUUGUGUUUUUCUUGGAUAACUUCUCCUUAAAGUCGUGGGGCGUAAAGGUGGUUUUCAGCUGGAACCAAAAUGGGGCAGAUAUUAAGAACACACAUUACUUGGUGUGUGUAUCUGAAAUGCAUUUUCUGCACUUGCAGCUGAACUGCUCAGCUGGAGUAGGAUUGUGUGUGAGUAAGCAUCCUGGCUUCAGUGAGAAAUUUGCAUUAGCAACAGUGAUAUUAAACAGUUUGUAUGCUCCUGCCUUCACUCCAGACACUUGCAGUUGUCUACUGUGAAAAAAGACUGCGAGAAAUGAGAUGCUUCCUAAUUAAAACUAAAUGUGUGUGCAAUGCGUGUAAUACAGAUGAUUAAUAUCAUGCCUGCAUCGUACAUUUUAGGGAAACAAUCUUUAAAGUGCGUGUUAGAAUAAAUGCCAUCUCUUUUCUGAGAGGCAUUAAACCUGUUGUUUAAUCUACGUGCAAUAAGGUAAAUCCUUACACAGUGACAAGCAGUUAGAAGUAAAGGAAUGGUGUUAUUGGUCACAAAAGCUGCUACCUGUGCCUUGCACAAAUGUCUUGGUUGAUAUGUUGCUUGUAAUAUCUGAACUGCUGCUGGCUAUGGGAGCUCCCAGCAAGUAGGAGAAAGCAGCAAACAGGUUUUUUUUCCAAAAGAAAUGAUUUGAAAUCCAAACCAUCAUUUAGGGGGGAAAAAAAAAAAGCAAAAAAAAAAAGCAUAAAGCAUUCAAAUCUGAAAAGUCUGUGAAAUGCUAGAUGAAUUUCAUUUUUAAAUCUUAAUUAAAAGAGCUUAGAGAUGACUCAAAACCAUCUCUUGGAGAUGUGGCAUCUUUGACCUCUUGCUCAGAAUAAAUGAAGCACCCUGUUUCUUGCCAGUCCUCAAUAAACCAUCAUCUGUGUUAUUAUUUUCUGAAAUGCAUUUCUAAACUACGCUUGCUAUAAGAAUCUCAUAAGGAUUUUGUUUCUUUCUAAGACUGCCUGGGUUACACGCACUUCCAGUGACUGUGCUGUGUUUGCACAGCCCUGUCCUGAGGCCAGGUUCUCAAAAACACUUCUUGUUUCCCUGCAGGUUCUGAGGGUCUUCCCCUUGUAGCUGGUGGUGGGCAGGCACAUGCAACGCCUCCCACAGUCUGUUUUGUUUUUCUUAAGAGCAGAUCUUUAAGAAGGAUCACUUGAUACUGCUUGAUUAUCUUGUUGUUUUUCAGCCACUGAGUGGCAGGAGCUGGAUGCGUUCAGCUGAGUGCUUUGCAUCCUUCCAGAGUUAGAUAGGGUAAUGUGUAAAGGACACAGUACAUCUUUGAGGCACGUCAUCAUCCCUGUGGUUGAGAAGACCUGAGUGUUCUGGGCUUUCUAAACAAUAUGCCGUGCAGUCAUUUUCAGCAUGCAUAGCUUAAUAUUUUACCUUGGCUCAUCUCAGUGUGCCAGAUUUUGUCGCUGGACUCUGUGACCUGUGGAAGCUGUAACAGCGCAGCUCUUCUCCUGCAGAACCUUUCAGCACCCUGUGCAAGUACUGUCAGUUUAGCUUUUUCUGAUCUACUGAAUCAACAGAGAGGCACGAUGAAACAUUUUAGUGAGAGCCUUCUGCUUUGGAAGGCACAGUUAGAGAUACAGCUACGUGCCUUGAGUCUCUGCGCUGCACAGAGCUCACUGUCACAGCUGUAGCUCAUCUCCUGCACUCUAGGAUUGAUUUUAGUACACUGGUGUCCAAACUAAUGGCUUGCCUGGGCUGCAGUGAGUGAAGGGCUGAUGUUUUGGUUGCUCGCCGGGGGUGAGCUGGGCUGGGAAGAGCUGCUGCCAUGAUGGCAGUGUCAGAGGGCAGGCUGCAUUACAUGGGCUGCAGGUUGGACGUGUCUGAUUUAAUGCAAUGAAAAGCCUUGGCUGAGUUCCAGGGCCUGUUUGGCUGCUGCAGCGUUGGCACUGACCAUGCUGCUUGGUCUGGCAAAGUUGACAGUGCUGGAAUUUUCAGGUACUUUGUGUGCCUUCUCUGUUGUAGAAGUUGGAAUGAGUGUUAUAAGUGAUAGUGCUGUUGUUGUCACUGAACCCAAGCCCUUUGCAGGACCACCAAAGCUGCUUCUGUCCUCUUUCAUUGAGGAGCAUUGAACUGAUUCAGGCAUCUGAGAAAGUGAAGUGUUGGAAGGUAGAAGGAACACAUAUUUAGAAAAGCUCAUCCAGUGUGUUUGUGGGCCUUCCUAACCCUGGCUGUACAGCAGCUGUGAGCUGUACAGCCCUGUCUGCCUGCACCAGGGCUGAGUGUUUGGCAGCAGCAGAGAAUUUUGUGGAAUUAGUGUUUCAAAAUAAGCUUGAAAAUUCAUGAGGUUGCAUUGAAGAAAUAUUGGGGGAGUGAAGACAGAAUGAUUAAAUGAAACAUUUUCAUUCUGAAAUAAUCAAUGUGCUGCUGUUAAAUCUGGCUGCUGUGAGAUUCUUGGUGCAGACAGGCUUUGUGAGUUUACCUUAGAGCUUGGAUUCAAAAUAAGUAGGAUGAUGGAGCUUGUUAUAUGGAGCUUAUUUAAAAUACCUCUGGCUUAGCAGAUAUUGUUUUAAUUUGAAGGAACAAGGCACUGUCAUCUUUUUUCAUGUGAAAAGUUACUGGUGUAUUUGGUCUCUGAGUUGAAGGUUUUGACUAGUAUAAAGUAAGGCUGGUCCUGCCAUACGAAGAGCACCAAGUGCGUUUGUUUGCUCCUUAAUGCAUUGAUACCAGCGAAGGCAUCGUGUCUUGUUCUGCUACUGGAUGUGAGAUUUAUUUAUCUUUCCCUUGCUUAGUCUAAAGCACCAGCUUUUGCUAAGAACGCUUCAGAGAUUCUGAGUGUUGGUAGCAGGUUCGAGUCCUAACUAGAAACAGUGCUAGGGUAUAAUUUGUGCAUAAAGAGGGCAGCCUAGUUUUCUUUAAGUAUACUUACUAAUAGCAGGAGCAUCCUUUGGAUUCCUCUGGAUAUGGCGACUGAAGUGGAAGGGAGGCUGACAGCAAGUCAGGGCAAAGCUUUGUGCAGUGGGUGGAAAGGGUACUUCUCACCAGACACAUUUGUGUGUGAACUUUAAUGUGACUUGCUGCUCAAGUUCUCCCAUGAGCCUCUUCAUUUCUGCAGUUUAUGUCUAGUAUUUUAAACUGUCAUUUGUGGAAGGAGGUGUUUUUUCUGCAAACAUGCAGAUCUAUGGCUACGUGGAUGAGAACUGUUUCUCUGCUAGUUUAUUUUACUCACUGAACUUGUUUAGAGAAAGCGUAAGUACCACUGAGCCCACUCAUUAGCAUUUGCUGAGGAGGGACCCUUCUGCCCCCUUUUGAUGCAGUGUUUUUGUAAUGCAAUUUACUUUCUGUACUUUCGGGCCUCUUUGGGGCUUAACCAUUUUUAUGGAAAGCUGGGUAACCUGUAGAGAAUCACAGCUGGACUCUUCAAACAAGCCAGUGUGCAUGCCACCUGCAUGGCAGGAGUCAGAGCAAGUCCAGGUCGGAGCUUACCUGUCUCAUUCUGCAAGUCCACAUGCCAUCCAUCCCCUUUGUGUUCUGCUCUUCUGCUGCUGCACUGCCUGCCCUCUCUGCCGGUCCCAUAAGGUGAAGAGAAGGAGAGGCUGCUGCAUGGAAUCUGUAAAGAUACUGAAAGAUAUGUUUGGUUGGAUUUGUUUUUUCCCCCCAUCCAGUAGACAGUUGGUCCCUGGAUGAAUUAGGGCUGUAAGGAACUUCUGAGCUUCGCUGUGAGCAAGGAGAAGCUUUAAAUAGCCACAGCAUUGCAUGUCCUAGCUUUUGCCAUCAACAUAGUGAAUAAGUACAGCUGCUUAUGGCGUCCUGCCCAGAGUGCUGCUGCAGGUAAGUGACAUAAAAGCCUCUUCAACUUUCAUUGUUACUUAACAUACACCUAGAAGUUUAAAACAUAUUACACUCCUAACAUCAUCGUAAGUUGAUGCAAAGAAUUAAAGAAUGAUGUAUUCGUGGCACAGAGAUGUAAUCAUUCCAGUGUCUUUGUGCUUUGUGAUUAGAAAUCCCUGUUUUAUAACUGCUGUUGGAUCAUCUGAUAGUUUUUCCUAUUCUAACAUUUCUGCAUUUGCUGCCUGUUCUUUUGCAGGCAAAUGUGUUUUUUUAAUACAUUGAGAGGAAAAUGCUGUCUUCAUAAAUUGACAUGCAGAUGAAAAGGAAAAACUGAAGAGGUAGAAACAACGCUGCUUCUUAUUUGAUGCAUUAUAAGUCAGCGGAAAGCUGACAACCAUUGGGGUGGAGUGAACUUUAGGAAUCUAUUUACAGAAGUAAAACUAGGAAACUACUUCUACAUUCAGUGCAGAAAGGGAUUUUAUGAUAUGGUUCAUGAUGUCAGGAAUAGAGGAAAUGUGUGUAACGUUUUGCCUGCAAGAGGCAGUGCUGCGCUUUGCAGUUGGUGUUUGGCUGUAUCCUUUGUAGGCACAACCAGCACCUGAUUCCAGUAGCAUUGUGCAGAUAAAUGUUUUGAAGGGUCCCGCAGUGCUCAACCAGAGCAGCAUUGCAUCCCCUGUCCUUUACUCAAUCAAACCCUGUCUCAUCCCCGGCUUGUUAGGCAUCCUGUAGCCCAGUGGGCGCAGCGUUAUUUAUGUUUUUAUGCUCUGGUCUGCUUCUCUCUCAGUUCCAUGCUCAGUGCUUGGCUUUAGUUAAUUACUGGCCUUCUGUCUGGACUGCUCUCUCUUGUGGUUAACCACAGGGAUUUGUCUCGUUGAUCUCUAAAAUGUGCUACAGGCUAUGAUGAGGAGUCUGUGUCACCUGAGGAACACAAAUGUCCUUUGCUCUGCUGCUUGGGUUUUCCUUGAGCAGUGGAGGAACUGGUUUCUGCUGGCAUUCAGCUACUGCUGGGCUCUGCUAAUCUGUAAUUCUCAAAAGAAGCCAGCUGGACUGCCCCACAGGGCUCUGCAAAAGCCUCUGCCUGGAGGCCGUGUCCCCACUGAAAGUAUUUGAUUCGAAUUAAAGAGAGGAUGUUGAUAAAAGCUGAAACUGUUGCAGGAUUGUACUUGGGCCACCGUCACUGCAAUAACACGGGGGAACGAGAUGGGAAGUUUAUCAUCAUGUAAGCAAAUAAGACUGCUUUGUGUCUCAGCUUAGGGGAGGAUGAAGCUGAAUGUUUUCUCCAGACCUUAGAAAGUGCAAAUGAUGCAACGCUGUCUCUUCUGUGUGGCUCUCCUCACCAUUUUCCAGUGUGCAGUGCACACAUGGCUAAGGCUUCUGACACUGAGAACCCAAAGUCAUAGAAUCAUAGGAUCGCUCAGGUUGGAAAAGACCUUCAAGGUCAUCGAGUCCAUCCACAACCCAACCAUCCUACCCCAACUCUAACAACCCUCAGCUAAAUCCUGUCCCUGAGCACCACAUCCAAACGGUUUUUAAACACAGUCAGGGAUGGAGACUCAACCACCUCCCUGCCAUAAUCCUGCCAUAGGGAAACAGUUUGAGUGCAAAGCUGCAUCUGGUCAACCCGGGCUGGUGGCAUUUGUCUCCUGGGGUUGUUGGCUCAUCACCUUCUGAAAAGUAGCACCAGUUGAAUACAUGUGGGUUAAUUUGCUUCCCAACAAGGGUUUGGUUUGGGAAUAGGCCAUAGAAACAUUGUAAAACUGUCAACUGAAAAGGAAGUAGCCUUUUUGUGUGGAAGUUACUUUCUCUCUUUGUGUGGUGCCUGUGUGUGUAUCAGUAAUGGCAUUUUUGUACUUUCCCACACCUUCCUAUGACUGCGUAUUUUAAGCACUGUGUAUUCAGAAUGGUCUGUGCUCAUCAGCUCUUUGAAUUCAGUACAUCUUCCAUCUUUCUCCUUUUCCUUUUCUAGUUUGCAAAACAGUGCUCACUAUGAAUUCAUUGGAAUGAAAAUUACAUGAAAGUAUGAAGCAGACAAGACCUUCCUUGCAACUCUUCCUCAAAUUUGACGUGUUCUGAAGUCCACUGUGUUUGUGCUUUGUUCCACCGCUGUGUGUAGCAGUGUGGUUGGCUCCUAUUAGCUCUGAUAUGCUGCCUGGGGCCUCAGCUAAGAUUUGAGCUGUGUUUGGAGGGAGAAAAGAAGUGUAUUAUGGUGAAUCUUACGAUGCAAAGCCCUUCCUGACUUUGUCAAGAUGAGGUGUUGCAGUGUGGCUGACAGAGAUGUCUUCAUAGUAGUGCUUGGUGGUGUGCUUUCACCAUGCCUGUGUUUUCACUUCAUCCCUUCCAGCUGUUCCUCUCAUUUCCCAAAUGGUUUUGCAGGAGACGUUUCCUGGCCUAUCAACUGUCCUUAGCCAAACGAUUUCCUUUCUUUGCAUUUUAGUUUCCCCAGUAAUAAAAUGGAGAUAAAGAGACCUGCUUUCUUUUGUCAAGCACUCAGUCGUGUGCUUAUGAAAUGUGCUAUUUGAAGAUUUUUUAUUUAUAACCUCUAUACAAAUAGCCCAAGUUUGUUUGAAUUACUUUAUUGAAGUCUGAGGUUCUGAACAUCCUUUGUUUUUGACAAGGUAUGUUAUUGAUGGCAGUAAAAAUGCUCAGAAUAUGAAGCUAUUGACUGCUGUUUAUGGGUAUUAAAGCAUUAAAUGUAAUUACUGCCUAUUAUCAGUUAUUCCAGCAUCUUUGGAAUCUGAAAGUGGUUUUCCACAGAUAGCUCUCUUGGUUACCUAAGGAUGGUCCAUUAAAGGAUUUUCAGCAGAGGCUUUUAUUGCUUCCUGGUUAAAAUGUUUUUUCCAUAUACUCUGUCCACGAUGACUUCAGCUUUAGGAGGAGCUAAUAACAACCCCUUUGUGAGGUAACUGGAUUGCACAGAGAAAUUCAGGCCACAUGUUGAGGUAUGUGCUGCCAGUUUGAGUUGUAAUUCGCCUUCAUCACCCCACUGUUCUGCCUUACAUUGGGACGGUUCCUCACUUGACCCUGGUGCUACAGCUCUGAAAUAGCUCAGAGUAUUUCCUUGAACAUAGCAUUCCCUUGCCCUCUGACAGCACAGCACACAGCUGGUCUCUCUGCAUGGCUCGGUGGCAGCUUUCCUUUUGUUUUGCAGACAGUUUCCAUCCUGGAGCAGAGGUUGACCCUCACGGAGAACAAGCUGAAGGAGUUUCUGGAGAACCAGCAGAAAAUAAUUCAGAACAAAGAGAAUUGAGUUUGUGAAAGAGGAGC